Cyphellophora europaea CBS 101466 is the source of this 1821-nucleotide messenger RNA. RefSeq lists its product as uncharacterized. The transcript has a single exon. Gene Ontology annotation, biological process: regulation of DNA-templated transcription; DNA-templated transcription. NCBI's taxonomy places the organism in Eukaryota, Fungi, Ascomycota, Eurotiomycetes, Chaetothyriales, Cyphellophoraceae. Bases 1 to 1821 code for a protein of 606 amino acids. The record is from RefSeq and is a predicted model, not a curated record. Gene Ontology annotation, molecular function: zinc ion binding; DNA binding; DNA-binding transcription factor activity, RNA polymerase II-specific.
AUGGCUUCGGCAGCCUCGCAGCAGUCGCCUACGUCCGAGCGAGCACCCACCGCCCGGCGACGGACGGCUUUCGCCUGCGAGUCGUGCCGUGUCAAGAAGACCAGAUGUGACGGUCAGACGCCAUGCUCCAAGUGUAGGGAGAGUGGGACCGACUGUUAUUUUGGCACCGAGUCUGUGUCGACAAAGGCUAAGAGCGAUGUCAUCCUUAAUGCCAUCCUUCGCGUGGAGAGUUCGCUUGGCCAGCUCCACGACCGCGUUACAGUGAUGGCACAUCGUUCCCCAACCACUGGACCACGUGCGUUUGCGGACUCACCUGGAUCUGAGACUGCGUCGAGAUCGCAACCGCGGCAAAAUGCUCAUUCGGGCCCAGCCAAUGGUGUAGACAACGCCAUCAUAUCCGAGGCACAUACUUCCACGACCGAAGCGGUUCUCGGCUGGUCUAUCUUUGACUCGGUUCCAUCUCUACGCAUUGAGCAAGGCGGGUCGAUCUUCAGCCUGGAAAACUCAAGGCCAGCGCUGUCCUCAAGGCGUCUGGCACAUCCCUACACUAGCGAGCAGGACGUGGAUCGAGUCCUCUACGCAUUUCAGCGGACGGUCAACUUUUCCUACCCAAUCGUCACGCUACAGGGCCUGACAAGGUGCCGCGCAAAGGUCAUCGCCGGAGACUUGGACGAUUCACUGGCUUCGUGUUUCAGUCUCCUGGUCAUGGCACUCGGCUGCGGUGCCGAAGUCGUUUCUGAGCUCUUGCCGCGUGAGAAUGACGCCGAAUUCGCGUUGUCCCACCACUUUCGAUCACUAAGCCUGGUAUACUUCGAUGCUGCCAUCAAGCAGAUACACAAUGCUUAUUGCGACAUCAGUACCGGCUCUGCACAGUGCCUCAUGCUUGCAGCCUUAUUUUAUGCCUACAUUCAAAGGCCGCUACAAGCUUGGUCCAUGCUCGGCUCUGCUGCCACCAAGUGUAGAGUCUUGCUCUCAUACGGCACUAAAACGGCCGACGACAGUGAAUGCAUUCGACGGAUUUUCUGGUCCUGCUUCAUCCUCGAAUCUGACUACGUCUCCGAGCUCGACGCGCUACCACGCUUCGGCGUCGCUGAGAUGGAGUCAUCAAUUCCGCUGCCAGGACGCUUCAAUACGCAUGGUGACCCCCAGGAAGAGUCUCAUUCGAGUCUCUACUUCCUGGCCUGUAUAUCAAUGCGGCGCCUUCUCAACCGAGUUCACCAUCUGCUUUUUGCCAAAGAUGGGGGUGUUAGCAUCAGUGAUCCGCGCCUACCGAGUAUGGUUAGCGAGCUGGAUGAGCAGUUGACUAUGUGGCGUGAUCUGCUACCUCCAGCAUUUCGCUUCACCGUUGAUACACAGCCAGUCGAGAGCCAACAUGGCGCAUUUCUGCGGCAGCGAUAUCUCACAUGCAAAGCACUCAUCUACCGACCAUACCUUAUGAGUGCACUUUCUCGUGGCGGUUCUAGGUCGGCGCCCGAAACCGUCGAGAAGUGCAAAGUUUGGCUUAACGCGUGCAUGCUACACAUCUUAAAUCUUCACAGCUACAUCCAGACCGUCAUGAUCGAUACUUGGAUAUGCGCCUUGUCUAUGGCAGGUACCAUGGCCAUGCUGCUGGCUGCAAAUCGAACGCCAUCUCUUCAACCCUGCCUUGGUGAUGAUCUGUUCCGUGUUGGACCUCAUCUGCGCCACUUGCUUGGUCGCUGGAUGUAUUGUGCAGACCAGGGUAUUUCACCCAGCGUCGAAAGGGCGGUCCAGUGGAUCGUGACGAUUGACGACAUUUUGCAACAGGACAAGUCGCAGUGGCUGGGCUCUCCAUCGACAUGA